AUGUACGACUCGUUCGACACGACGUACCAAGCCACGAUUGGCAUUGACUUCCUUUCCAAAACUAUGUACCUCGAGGACCGCACCGUGCGGUUGCAACUAUGGGAUACGGCGGGCCAAGAACGAUUCCGAUCACUGAUCCCUUCCUACAUCCGGGAUUCGUCUGUGGCGGUGGUGGUCUACGAUAUUUCGUCAAGGAAGACGUUUGAGCAGACGCGGAAAUGGAUCGACGAUGUCCGGGGCGAGCGCGGCAACGACGUGAUUGUCGUGUUGGUCGGAAACAAGACCGAUUUGGGCGACAGCAAACGAGAGGUCACGACCCAGCAGGGCGAAGAGGAGGCCAAGCGGGCCGGUGCUAUCUUUAUGGAAACCAGUGCAAAGCUCGGCCACAAUGUGAAGGCCUUGUUCCGGAGGAUCGCGCAGGCGCUCCCUGGCAUGGAAUCCGAGGGCGAGUCGCAGCCAAACCCGCAAAUGAUUGAUGUUUCGAUCAACAACCAAAAACCGGCGGAAGAGGGUUGCGCGUGCUGA
This is a messenger RNA of Exophiala dermatitidis NIH/UT8656, 525 nucleotides long. Its product is annotated as Ras-like protein Rab-6B. The record is from RefSeq and is a predicted model, not a curated record. Lineage: Eukaryota; Fungi; Ascomycota; Eurotiomycetes; Chaetothyriales; Herpotrichiellaceae. The transcript is spliced from 2 exons. Gene Ontology annotation, molecular function: GTP binding; GTPase activity. The coding region runs from base 1 to 525 and encodes 174 amino acids.